Messenger RNA from Psilocybe cubensis, 2598 nucleotides. RefSeq lists its product as uncharacterized. Gene Ontology annotation, biological process: N-terminal peptidyl-methionine acetylation. Gene Ontology annotation, cellular component: NatB complex; cytoplasm. The transcript has 20 exons. The record is from RefSeq and is a predicted model, not a curated record. NCBI's taxonomy places the organism in Eukaryota, Fungi, Basidiomycota, Agaricomycetes, Agaricales, Agrocybaceae. Gene Ontology annotation, molecular function: protein binding; protein-N-terminal amino-acid acetyltransferase activity. Bases 1 to 2598 code for a protein of 865 amino acids.
AUGUCUGCAGCAGCUCUCGACCGUCAGAUAAAACCAAUCUAUGAUGCCUUGGACACCGGUUCGAACAAGUCGGCCAUUGUUGCGUGCAACAAACUUCUCAAAAAGCACCCAAAGAACGAGUUGGUCAAGUCCUUAAAAGCACUCGCUCUGAUUCGAUCACAAAAAGUCGAAGAAUCACUUGUCCUUUGUGACGAAGUUCUCGAAACAAAACCCACCGAUGAUGCAGUGUUGACAGCGAUGAUGCAUGUUCUUCGUGGCCUAGGACGACACAACGACUUGGUCACCAUGUUCGAAGACGCCUUCAAAAAGCAACCAACAAAUGAAGAACUUGGACAGCAAACUUUUUUUGCCAACGUCAGAGCCAACCAUUGGAAAUCCGCGCAUCAGAUUGCGACGCGCAUGUAUAAACAAUUUCAGGAAGAGCGUUAUUUAUACUGGAGUGUUAUAAGUGCAGUCCUGCAGGCUAAAGACGCGAAUACACCGCCAACCAUGCGCCCUAUUCUUUACAAACUUGCACAUCGCCUGAUUGCAUCUUCACCUACUCCAUCAUAUGUCAAUGCUGAACGUUUCCAUCUUCACCUCUCCAUCCUCCGAGAACUAGAACUAUGGGAAGAAGCUGACAAACUCAUUGAGAGUGAUGUUGGGAAAAGUAUCUGCUCCACCAGUCUCGCGUGCGAUGAGAUUCGUCGCGCGAUUAUGAUUCAGCAAGGCAGAUAUCAGCAGGAAGCUAAACGCGCAGAGCAACUAAUAACAGAAAAGAAGGACCGUAAUUGGUUGGAAUUUCUCGCCGUUCUCGAUGGUACCUUACCAGACACGACACCUUUAAUAAUUGGUGAAGCAGAUGCCCGGGAAAAAGUAAAUCACGCUCAGGAAAUAUUCUCCAAAAUUGCCGAAGAGGAUAGUACAAAAGAUCGCUCUGGCCUUCUAGCACUGUUAGACCUCGAGAAACGAGCACGCCUUCACGGGUUGUCGCAAGAACCUACGCGAAUGGUUUCACUACUGAAGCAAUACUUUGAAAAGUUCGGAGACAAGGCUUGCUGCUUUGAGGAUUUAAAACCCUUCGUGAUUUUAGAUGCAGAAAGUCUGUCCAUAUUACGUACAUUCCUGGAGGCAAUUCCGACAGCUUUUACCACAAUCUCUGAACUGCGCCGCCUAAUUAACUCUUUCAAACUUAUUCGUUAUACACUCUCUGAAUCGGAGAUUACGGCUGAGAAAGAGUUGAUUCGUGUGGCCGCAUACGCUCGUUAUACCGAUUACUUGGCGAGUGCUCCUGCAUUGGCUCUUGAGCAUUACCGUGCUAUGCACAUUAAACAAGUCCAAAAUGAUACCCUUUCUCACCUGAUUCUUUCUCGGGCGUCAACCUUUUCACUAGGUUCAAUUGGUGACCUAACUUUAUUGACCGAAUGCCUGGAAUCAACACAGAUCUACCUGAGCAACACGCAAGAAACCGGUGACUUUAUUGCUCGCGCUUUCCAGUCUGAAAAAUACUCUCAGAUACCCGAAUUUAUCGUCUUUGAAGAACGUUUGGACAAUUCACUGCAGCGUGAUACCGUGAAACUUGAACAUAUUCGUAUGCGUAUUGCGCAUGAACCAGUCACAAACGAUCUCAUCGACAUGGAGUUGAUUGAAUUGAAGUUUAUAUUUGAUAGAGAACACUCGGACAACCGUGAUUUCGAUAUUCUUCCUAAUUAUCAACCAAAGGCUUCAAAAGAUCUCAAUGAACAAACAUUACUGUUUGGAAAACCUGAAGGAAGCAAAUGGUUGUCAUGUUUCCUCAAAGUCUAUAUCCGUGGAUUCCAACAAGCCAGUGAUAUUGAUGAUACAGUGGAAGAAAAGCUGCUGAUAGGGGAUCGGCCAAAGAAAACUGCCAAAUACGAAAAUGGACUCACCCUUAAGGAAAGACUAAUGCAACGGGGCCCAGAAGAUUUUGCGGAUCUCACUGAGGAUGAAGCCAAGUUCAUUGAAUAUAUGAACGCCCUUAUCGAUUGGCUAGAGCCUUACCAUAAUUAUGCCCGCCCUCCUCCUGAUGUUGUCCUGGCUGAAGCGGCUAAGCAAACCGAACUAAAGACCGGACAUCCAUUGAAAGGGGUUGAGGUGCCAACGACAAACGGCCACCACAAAAAGGACGAAGAGCCUCCCACCAUAAUGGACGCCCCUGAAGUUGUUGUGAAAUACUUUGAUGGUGUGAAGGAGCGACUGCCUGAAGCUAUGAAGUCAUCACCAAGUGAAUUGCUUCAUGUAGCCACCCUUGCUCAAGAGGCUUUCCUACUUCUAGUGGCUGUAACACUACGUUUCAAAUCGCCUUCGGUCGUCAAAAUCAAUAAACUAAGCGGGCUCGUGCCUAUUUUCAAGACACUUCGCACCAAUGCAUUGUCCGUUCUUCAAUCUAUAUCCGCCGAGCUGGUUCUAAGGGGCAAGGCCGAUGGCUCGUCCGACACACGAAAUGCACUGAUUUCUAAUUGUUCCCCAAUAUUGACACCACAGAUUGAUCAUGAUUUCCUGUUCAUUAAUGCUAAAAAGAUCGGCGACUCCCGUCGAAAAGUCUUGGAUGGCAUAGGUAAUGGAAUCACACGGAUUCGUGCAGCCUAUUCUGCGUAG